Magnolia sinica is the source of this 2379-nucleotide messenger RNA. RefSeq lists its product as uncharacterized. NCBI's taxonomy places the organism in Eukaryota, Viridiplantae, Streptophyta, Magnoliopsida, Magnoliales, Magnoliaceae. The coding region runs from base 72 to 2138 and encodes 688 amino acids. The transcript is spliced from 3 exons. The record is from RefSeq and is a predicted model, not a curated record.
UCACACUCUCUCCGUUUCUCCUCCUACUGAAAUUCUUCAUUUUCCUCCUUCCAACCUUCAAAACUGAGAUAAUGCCCGAUUUUAUUCAAGAAGAUCAUGGUACAGCAAUUGACAAACGUAAGAAUAGAAUAAGAUGCAAGUAUUGCACCAAAGUGGUGACUAGUUUCAACCGUCUUAUGCACCACUUGGGAGGUGUGCGUGGAGAUGUAGUACCUUGCGAACAAGUUCCCACCAAUGUGAAAGUGCUAGCAAGAGAUACACUGCUCAAGAGGAGGAAACAGAGGUUGGUUAGGGAAUUUGGGCAGCUAGACUGCCCAAAUGAUACACUGAGAAGGAACUCAUGUUCUGGAUCCACAGAAAGCAAGUCCACAAAGCCAGACACUUUAGGGAAGGGAAAGAAAGCUGUAUACUCCGUGCCUAAGGAUGGUGCAGCAAAAGAUUCCAUUAAUAAUAAGUUGGAAGAUUCUUCGAGGAAUGCUCUCAGAUGCAUCGCUAGGUUCUUUUAUGAUGUGGGUGUUGAUUUUGAUGCUGCCAAGUCUCCAUAUUUGCAGCAGAUGCUUGACGCGGCUGCUGGUUGUGGAGGUAUGUCUGAAGUUCCGAGUUAUCAUGAGCUGAGAGGUUGGAUUCUGCAGGAGGAAGUGGAAGAGACACGAGAGCAUGUGAAAGCGGUCAAGCGUUCAUGGGAAAGAACCGGGUGCAGCAUCUUGUUAGAUGGUUGGACUGAUGAGAAGGGAAGAAGCCUGAUUAAUUUUCUAGCAGAUUGCCCGAAAGGUGUUGUAUUUCUCAGAUCCGUCGAUGCUUCAGAUUCGAUAGGAGAUGUUGAGGCAUUGUUCUCGCUGUUCAAUGGAGUUAUUGAAGAGGUUGGGGUUGAAAAUGUAGUCCAGGUCAUCACGUAUAAUGCAUCUUGCUGUAUGGUAGCUGUGGGCAAAAGGAUAAUGGAGAAGCACAGGACUAUAUUUUGGACCGUAUGUGCGGUCCACUGCCUAGGUCUCAUGUUGGAGGAGAUUGGGAUGAUGGGUCAUGUGAUGAAAGUGCUGAAUAAGGCAAAGACCAUCACAAGGUUCAUUUACAGCCGUUCGUCGGUUCUGAAAUUGAUGAAGAAGCACACUUGUGGAAGAGAUAUAGUUCAACGCUCCAAAACAAACUCCGCAAUGCCAUUUCUUACAUUGGAAAGCAUCGUAGCUGAAAAAGAGAGCUUGAAGAACAUGUUCAGCUCGUCUACAUGGAAUACCUCAAUUUGGGCUUCUAGAACUGAAGGAAGGAGGAUAGCUGAGUUAAUUCAAGAUCUGUCCUUUUGGACUGGAGCCGAGGAAGCUUUGAAUGCAACCGUUCCGCUCCUUUGUGUUUUGCGUCUGAUCGAUCGAGCUGAAAAGCCUUUGGUGGGAUACAUAUAUGAGACAAUGGAUCAGGCAAAGGAGAGGAUAAGAAAGAACUUCAAAGAUAAGAAAGGUAAGUACCUUCCAUUCUGGAAGAUUAUAGAUGCGAUAUGGGACAACCAUCUCCAUAGCCCUCUCCAUUCGGCAGGUUACUUUUUGAACCCGAGUCUCUUUUAUUCAAGCGAGUUUUGUGCUGAUGCUGAGGUUGCUAGUGGACUUUUGUGCUGCAUUGUGCGUAUGGUCAAGGAUCAGCACGUCCAUGAUCUUAUAGUUCUACAACUUGAAGUUUAUCGAGCAGCAAUGGGUGAUUUUUCUAAGGAGACUGCAAUCAACAAUAGAAGAAAGACUACUCCAGAUACAUGGUGGUCACUCCACGGAGGGCACUGCCCUGAAUUACAAAGGUUAGCCAUUCGAAUUCUAAGCCAGACGGGUAGUAGGGCCUUGAAAUGUGAUCUGAAGAGGAGUUUAACAGAGCAGUUGCACAAAAAGGGAAGAAAUGGUAUAGAGCAACGCAGGUUGGUUGAUCUAGAAUUUGUUCAUUACAAUCUCCGACUUCGCCAUCCUCCGUUGGUUUCAAAUAAGAAAGAUAAUUUUGUUCUAGAAGGGAUUGAUGCAAUGGACGACUGGGUUUUAGAGGCACAAGAGCAAGCGUUUGGAAUUGAUGACUCGAAUUGGAUGGAUGUUGUUGGUGAUGAUGUAAACAUUGAGGAAAAGGCUGUCAAGAAAGGGUCGAGUAUUCAAGUGAAGGAAGAAUUGCAGUGAGAUGGCAAAGAUUAGGCAGUAUUCUUUUUUCUUGUACAUUGUCAUUUUUGAAGUUCGGCUUAUCAUGAUUAAAGAAUGCAAACUAAUCAGGGAUUUUGCAAUGACAGUAAUGGAUGUGGUGAAAGCCUUUGUCGAAUGCAAUUUCGGUGAGUCAUAGAACCUCAAAUGCCUUGUCCUCUAUGUUUUUUUGGAUCAAACGUCAAGAUUGAAAAUCCAAUUCUUAUUACUUUUUCACAGUUUC